Messenger RNA from Gadus chalcogrammus (walleye pollock), 3288 nucleotides. Its product is annotated as calcium-dependent secretion activator 1-like. Gene Ontology annotation, biological process: dense core granule exocytosis; positive regulation of exocytosis; synaptic vesicle exocytosis. Gene Ontology annotation, cellular component: glutamatergic synapse. The record is from RefSeq and is a predicted model, not a curated record. Lineage: Eukaryota; Metazoa; Chordata; Actinopteri; Gadiformes; Gadidae. The coding region runs from base 247 to 3288 and encodes 1013 amino acids. The transcript is spliced from 21 exons.
GCGUGCAGUACGCUAUCCCAGCCAGCUACGAGCACUACAUCCGUGCAGCUGACUGCAUCUCUGCUGCGAGCACUCAGAUCAGCUCUUUCACAAAUUUAUUCCGACUCCACAGUCAUAGUUUAUCUCGAUGCUGUUUGGACACUGAGACCUUGUCAGAUCACAGCCUUUGAUUUUUUGUUUUGUUUUGAUUGACCGAUUAGUAGAUUAAAGAAAAGCUGUAAAGAGCAUCGUCUGUGAGGCAACAAAAUGUUGGAUCCAUCGUCCAGCGAGGAGGAAUCCGAUGGGAUAGUGGAAGAGGAGAGCAGCAAAGAGGUUACGGCACCUCAGGCCGGCGGAUCCCGCAUUUCCCCCAGCCGGACCAGCGAGAGCUCCGGCGGGCUGGCACCCAGCAGCAGUCGCACUAGCGCCCGCCCGACCAGCCCGAGCCCCUCGGCCGCCAGCGAGCAGGAGAAGGAGGAGGUGGAGAAGCUGCAGCGGGAGGAAGAGGAGCGUAAGAAGAAGCUCCAACUCUAUGUGUUUGUGAUGCGAUGCGUCGCUUAUCCCUUCAACGCUAAGCAGCCCACCGACAUGGCGAGGCGGCAGCAGAAGAUAACCAAGCAGCAACUUCAGCAGACCAAGGAGCGGUUCCAGGCCUUCCUCAACGGGGACACACAGAUUGUGGCUGAUGAAGCGUUCAUUAACGCGGUGCAGAGCUACUACGAGGUGUUCCUGAAGAGCGACCGCGUGGCCAAGAUGGUGCAGAGCGGCGGCUUCUCGGCCAACGACUGCCGUGAGGUCUUCAAGCGGCACAUCGAGAAGCGCGUGCGCAGCCUGCCCGAGAUCGACGGCCUGAGCAAGGAGACGGUGCUCAGCUCCUGGAUGGCCAAGUUCGACAGCAUCUACCGCGGGGACGAGGACCCUCGCAAGGCCCAACAACGCAUGACGGCCAGCGCCGCCUCUGAGCUCAUCCUCAGCAAGGACCAGCUGUACGAGAUGUUCCAGAACAUUCUGGGCAUCAAGAAGUUUGAGCACCAGCUGCUCUACCAAGCCUGCCAGCUGGACAACCUGGACGAGCAGGCAGCCCAGAUCCGGAGAGAACUGGACGGACGUCUGCAGAUGGCAGACCAGAUCGCCAGGGGGGGCAAGUUCCCCAAGUUCGUGUCCAAAGAGAUGGAGGCCAUGUACAUCGAGGAGCUCAAGUCGUCGGUGAACCAGCUCAUGGCCAACCUGGAGAGCAUGCCGGUGUCCAAGGGAGGGGAGUUCAAGCUGCAGAAGAUGAAGCGCGGCCACAACACCUCCAUCAUCGACAUGGGCCAGGAGGACGAGAACACGCUGUCCAAGUCCGACGUGGUGCUGUCCUUCACCCUGGAGGUGGUGAUCAUGGAGGUGCAGGGCCUCAAGUCUCUGGCUCCCAACCGGAUAGUCUACUGCACCAUGGAGGUGGAGGGUGGGGAGAAGCUGCAGACUGACCAGGCAGAGGCAUCCAAGCCAACGUGGGGCACCCAGGGGGACUUCACCACCACCCACCCUCUGCCUGCUGUCAAGGUGAAGCUGUUUACAGAGAGCACCGGGGUGCUGGCCCUGGAGGACAAGGAGCUGGGCAGGGUGGUCCUCCACCCCACUCCCAACAGCCCCAAGCAGUCGGAGCUGCACAAGAUGGCCCUUACCAAAGCCUGCCCCGACCACGAUCUCAGGAUCAAACUGGCCAUUCGCAUGGAUAAGCCUCAGAACAUGAAGCAUUGUGGAUAUCUGUGGGCGUUUGGGAAGAACGUGUGGAAACGCUGGAAGAAGCGCUUCUUUGUCUUGGUGCAGGUGAGCCAGUAUACGUUUGCCAUGUGCAGCUACAGAGAGAAGAAAUCUGAGCCCCAGGAGCUCCUACAGCUGGAUGGGUACACUGUAGAUUACACUGACCCCCAGCCAGGCUUGGAUGGCGGCAGGGCGUUCUUCAACGCCGUGAAGGAGGGAGACACGGUGAUCUUCGCCAGCGAUGAUGAGCAGGACCGCAUCCUGUGGGUGCAGGCCAUGUACCGCGCCACGGGCCAGUCCCACAAGCCCGUCCCGCCCACGCAGGUCCAGAAGCUCAACUCCAAAGGCGGCGCCUCGGCCCAGAUGGACGCGCCCAUCUCCCAGUUCUACGCAGACAGAGCUCAGAAACACGGCAUGGACGAGUUUAUCUCGGCUAACCCGUGUAGCUUUGACCACGCCGCGCUGUUUGAGAUGGUUCAGCGGCUGACCCUGGACCACAGGCUCAACGACACCUUCUGCUGCCUGGGGUGGUUCAGCCCAGGCCAGGUGUUUGUGCUGGACGAGUACUGCGCCAGGAACGGGGUCAGGGGGUGUCACAGACACCUGUGCUACCUCCGCGACCUGCUCAACCGGGCCGACAACGGGGCCAUGAUCGACCCCACCCUGCUCCACUACAGCUUCGCCUUCUGCGCUUCCCACGUGCACGGGAACAGAGAGGUCAGCAAUAACUGGGGGCCCCUGGUGGUAGGGUGUGAGGGCCCGCAGUCCCCAAAACAGAGCUCUCAGGGCCCUGAGCCGGGGACCACCACCUCCUGUGCAAAGGCAAGCAAAUUCAAGUUUAGAUUGAGGAGGGACUCCAAAGUCCCACCCCUCCAAGGCCCCAGAAGGCCGGAUGGGUUGAGCACGGUGAAGGUGGAUGAGAAGGAGCGCUUUGAGGAGAUCAAGGAGCGAUUGCGCGUCAUACUGGAGAACCAGAUCGUACAGUUCAGAUACUGUUUUCCUUUUGGCCGUCCUGAGGGUGCAUUGAAGGCCACUCUGUCUUUGCUUGAGAGGGUCCUGAUGAAGGACAUCGUGACGCCAGUGCCACAAGAGGAGGUGAAGGGAGUCAUCCGCAAAUGCUUGGAGCAGGCGGCUCAGAUCAACUACCAGCGCAUCACAGAAUAUGCGAUCAUUGAAGUUGAGAAAGGUCAAAAGGAUCCCAAGGAUCCAGAGAACGCGGGUCGCUUGGUGACCCCGGCCAAGAAGCUGGAAGAGACCAUCCGGCUGGCGGAGCUGGUGAUAGAGGUCCUUCAGCAGAACCAGGAGCACCAUGCAGAGGUGGGCUUGGAUGGCGGCAGGGCGUUCUUCAACGCCGUGAAGGAGGGAGACACGGUGAUCUUCGCCAGCGAUGAUGAGCAGGACCGCAUCCUGUGGGUGCAGGCCAUGUACCGCGCCACGGGCCAGUCCCACAAGCCCGUCCCGCCCACGCAGGUCCAGAAGCUCAACUCCAAAGGCGGUGCCUCGGCCCAGAUGGACGCGCCCAUCUCCCAGUUCUCUGGACUCAAGGGUAAGUGCUUCCUGUAG